Arabidopsis thaliana (thale cress) is the source of this 1150-nucleotide messenger RNA. RefSeq names its product Glycine-rich protein family. The transcript is spliced from 2 exons. The coding region runs from base 60 to 968 and encodes 302 amino acids. NCBI's taxonomy places the organism in Eukaryota, Viridiplantae, Streptophyta, Magnoliopsida, Brassicales, Brassicaceae. The record is from RefSeq and is marked reviewed.
AUAAAUAACAAAAAACCAGGUGUGUAGGUCGUCAAUUAAUUUUGCAUGUUGCAAAGACAAUGAAGAUGAAUUCGCGAGCUUUAAUAGUUUGGUUUCUAUUGUUGUCGGCUGUUUUCGCCAUCAAGGUUGUUGCCUCCAUCGAUGACACAAAACAAGUUGGUGAAAACCAAGUGGAGGAGUCAAAGUCGACAUGCAAGUAUGGAAAUUGUGCACAGUAUGGAGAGAAUCAUUUUGUAGAAACAGAUGAAGUCCUUGAUGGGGAAGAAGAAGAAGAAUCCAAAAAUAACCAAGGUGGAAUUGGGAGAGGCCAAGGAGGACAAAAAGGCGGUGGUGGUGGUGGCCAAGGAGGACAAAAAGGCGGUGGCGGUGGUGGCCAAGGAGGACAAAAGGGUGGCGGUGGUGGCCAAGGAGGACAAAAGGGUGGCGGUGGUGGCCAAGGAGGACAAAAGGGCGGUGGCGGUGGUGGCCAAGGGGGACAGAAGGGCGGUGGCGGUGGUGGACAAGGGGGACAGAAGGGUGGUGGUGGGGGCGGCCAAGGAGGACAGAAGGGUGGCGGGGGCCAAGGAGGACAGAAGGGUGGCGGGGGCCAAGGAGGACAGAAGGGCGGCGGUGGCCAAGGAGGACAGAAGGGCGGCGGUGGCCGCGGCCAAGGAGGAAUGAAGGGCGGCGGUGGCGGCGGCCAAGGAGGACAUAAGGGCGGCGGAGGUGGUGGUGGCCAAGGAGGACACAAAGGCGGUGGAGGUGGUGGCGGCCAAGGAGGACACAAAGGCGGUGGAGGUGGUGGACAAGGAGGCGGUGGACACAAAGGCGGCGGUGGUGGCCAAGGAGGACACAAAGGCGGUGGAGGAGGUGGUCAUGUUGGUGGAGGCGGCAGAGGAGGUGGAGGUGGAGGUCGUGGGGGUGGUGGAAGCGGAGGAGGAGGUGGUGGUGGAAGUGGCCGUGGAGGAGGUGGAGGCGGUGGGAUGUAGGAUAUCUCUGCCUAUACUAGCAAGUUUUUCUUUAAAUGCCAAGUGUUUACGUAUAUUAAACUAUAAUAAAGUUACAUAAGCACGUAUGAAUCGCACCACUUUUCCGAAUGUUUAUAGGAUCAUGAAAGUUUUAUGUUUCUCUAAACGUAUUAUCACAAUAUUAUCUGUUAAUAAUCUGUCGG